This is a messenger RNA of Triplophysa dalaica, 3258 nucleotides long. RefSeq names its product claudin 31 (gene cldn31). Gene Ontology annotation, cellular component: plasma membrane; bicellular tight junction. The coding region runs from base 1332 to 1988 and encodes 218 amino acids. The transcript is spliced from 4 exons. NCBI's taxonomy places the organism in Eukaryota, Metazoa, Chordata, Actinopteri, Cypriniformes, Nemacheilidae. Gene Ontology annotation, biological process: bicellular tight junction assembly; cell adhesion. Gene Ontology annotation, molecular function: GTP binding; structural molecule activity. The record is from RefSeq and is a predicted model, not a curated record.
UUGGAAAAUUACAAUUUACAAUUACAACCUGAAAGAUUUAAAAAUGAGUUACAAAAUAUCUUAUUCCAGAUAUUUUGACUCCGAUACAUAUACAUCACAGACUUCAUUAUACAAACCCCAAACCUGCUCCUGCUAGAAAGCCCAAAGAAGAUCCGCUCACAUCCAUCAGCGCAGCCAUCACGAUCCCAGCCAUGACCAUCUCCACUGGUAUUCCCAUAUCGGACAGAAAACUCCAUGCGCCAGUCAGUGUGAUGAGAGCAGAGAUGCGUUCAACUGCAGCUUCCACAUGUUCUCUUAUCUUCUGACCUAUAAGAAAGGCUACAACACUUGAUAUAAAGGCCGAUACAGUUGCUCCAGCUGUUACUGCCACCACUCCUGCGGCUUCACCCUCCUCGUCCAUCAGCCACACAGCUGCGACUGCGCUCGCAUGUCCAACAGCUGCCAAUAAUACAAGAGCAAAACUGACUCCAGUUAACCCCACAGACUGAACACCAGACCAUAUUAAUGACAAACCAGUUUUUCCAAAAGUUCCGUAAGUAAAGGCACAGCUGAGCACCAGUAGGAGAACUGGAAUCCCAACGGCACUUAAAGCCCCGGCCAUCUCCACAUCACUUGAAAAUUCUUCGUCCAUAGUUACAACCUAAAGAAACAGUUCAUGGAAAUUCAACAUUGCAAAUAUGUCCACAACAUGCAUUUCCGUCAAACGUGUGUUUGAGUUAUGUGCAUGCCAUCUACCAUUUAUUAAAGAAUGUGUUCUGAUAUUCCUAAAAUAAACAGACAAACACAAUGCAACUACAAACAUAACACUUGGAUGCAUACAUGUUCAUAUUUACUAAUGUUUAUAAGCACUUCUUCUGCCAAUGAAUAGUCAUGUACAUAAUUCUUCAAUACUGCCACCUGUUGCUUUGGAGCGAGAGAACAAGUUUAGUACGCAUGUCUAUUGGUCAAAUGUGAUGUUCUAGUGUACUGUAUAUAUAUUUGUGGAAUGUGUAGGCGCUUGCGUAUGUGCAUGGCCAUGGCUCGUAUGUGUGUGUGUAGGCGCUUGCAUAAGUGCAUGGCGUAACUGUGUGUGUUUGUGGUCAUUAUUAUGUGAUGAUAUUUUCAGUGGGUCAGAUGCUAAUCGACUCCCACAUGUGAAAACAAAGAAAGUGUUUCUAUAAACACAGACGACACUUCAGUCACAUCAUAUCAGACACGCACACAGAUGCUGGCCGACCACUAGGAGGAACCAAAAAUUUCCAAAGUUUCUCCGGAUCUGAACAUUUACAAAGAAAAAAACGUCUUUAAGAAAUAAAGGAGCAGCAUAACAUACAGUAUCUUCUCUUGCGGUCAUGGCAAACACUGGUCUUCAAAUGCUGGGUCUGGUCCUGGUCAUCGCGGGCUGGGUGUUUGAGAUUGUGGUCAUUGCCGGUCCUUGGUGGCGCGUGUCUGCGUUUGUGGGGGAUGAGCUGGUGGUCUCGCAGGUGUUGUGGGAGGGGCUUUGGAUGACCUGUUUAUCACAGUUGGGGCGUCUGCAGUGUAAAGCAUUUGAUUCUGGCCUCGCCCUCUCAAGCUCCGCCCAGAUGUGCCGCACCCUCUGCAUAUUGUCCCUCCUCCUCUGCCUCCUUGCCUUUCCGCUCAUCGUGACAGGCCUGAAGUGUACGCGCUGUCUGGGCGACGCUCAAGAGCCAAAGGCUCGGCUGGUGAGGACUGGGGCGAUUAUGUUCCUUGUGGCGACCUUUUUCUUUCUUAUUCCCAUCUCUUGGACUGCAUACGUGGUGAUACGAGAUUUCUACGACCCGAACGUCGCCGCCCCGUUCAAACGUGAACUGGGACCCGCCCUCUAUCUGGGAUGGGCUGUGACCGUGCUGAUGGUGGUGGGAGGGGCUGUGAUGUAUUUGGGCUCCGUCUCUCCAGGAACUCCAGCCAUGCCUGUUUUUGGAAAAGGGGGGAAAGGGAAUCCCCCGGCCACAGGUGCAGAGAGUAAACCAGAGAAGGUUUUUGUAUAAGGGAGCGUCGAGGAAUAACGGAUAUCAAAUACCUUUUUACAGCAUUCUUUGAAAUCUGUUUUUCCAAGACUGCACAUAAAUACCUUUCUAAAAUAAUUUAUAUUUUUUUCACAUGUUGAUGAUGUCAAAGGUCCUGCGUCUAUGUUUGGGUUAUAAAAGUAACAGAAUUACACUAUUUAACAUAUAUGUUUGAUGGUAAAUCACACUUCGGUUAAGCUUUGCAAAAUUUGGUAUUCAUUUGUAGUCAGCAUGACGUAACCAACAAAAUGUCACUUUUUUGUCUCCAUUAAAACAAUAAAAACAAUAAAUGUAUGAUGUAUAAAUGUCAUCAGCACAAAAAAUUACUUUGGAAAAAUUACUUUUAGAGUUGCAGCAAGUUUUUGUUUUUGAGGAAAAUGUGUAAAAAUGACUUUUUACGCAGUGACAUGCAUCAAUUGUACACAAUGAGACCAUGAACAUGUAUUAAGAAAGUAAAUGGGCUAUUUUUAUUUAUUUAUUUUAAGAUCUAUCAUUCAUUCAGUCUGAUUGUAGUAUAAUACAAUCUGUUUUGUAUCCUUUGUUCAGUGCUCAAUAUAAUCAGCAAUGCCAUUUUUUACCAUCAUAAAAUAAUUAUUUAUGUUUGUGUACUAUUUGUCUAAUAAAGCUAAUGCAUUGUGACAUUGUGGAAUAUGUUUACGCAUGUCGACUGUACGUGAAUGUGUGGUGCGUUGGCACACAACACAAUAGCAGAAUACAGGACAGGCACAAUGAACACAAUGUGACACAAUGUGUCCACUGUGUUCCAGAAGCCUAUUACGUCAUAAUGGAGGAGGAAGUUUGGAGUAUGUGUUUCACGGACCUCCUUUAAAAUCACCGUUACCAUGACUACAUGAGGAGGAGGAAUUCAAACUGUUGAACAACUGUACUGUACACGAGAUGUCCACAAGAUGGCAGAGUCGGCCAGACUCAAGCGUGCACAUUCCACGUAUGAACUUUGUGUCUGAAAGGACAACAAUAGAAUAACAACAAACAAUAAACCUUUUGGUUUUUUUAUCAACUAAAUAGACUACUCGAUUUUAAGCACCUGGCAUUUAUUUACACUUUUAGUUUGUCUCUCCUACUGUGAUUUUACACCCUAGUGUAGUGAUGCAUGAAGGGUGUACUGUCAAUUGCCUGUAUUAAGUUUCAGACUUCUGGCAAAUAUUUGUUCGUAUAAAGUCAGAAGACAAAAGACAGCCUUGCAGAUGCACCGUGCAAUGGGAUCAAUUCUAAGACAAACAUUGUGUAUUUA